AUGAGCAAAAGGAGGCCUUCACCGUAUCUACCUCUGGUUUACCCCCUUAUUCUCGUCCUCGGUUCUUUCUACUCCAUUAUCUCUCCCGCUGCGUUCCCGCCACCUGCGACGCCGCUCGCAGCAGGGCUUGCCUCCGAUCUGAACGCCCCACCGAGCAACUAUUUCUCUGGGAAGAAGAAUGUCUUCAACCUCUACUUUGUCAAGAUUGGCUGGUUUUGGACGACACUGGCCUUCACUCUACUGCAAUUCACCACCCGACCGCCUCCUGCGAACACACAAAAGCACUACAUGCAAGCAACUCUCCGUUAUGUUCUUAUCACUUUGUCGUGGUAUCUGACCACACAAUGGUUCUUCGGCCCUGCCCUGAUUGAUCGAAGUUUCACUAUCACUGGGGGCCAAUGUGAGCCCCAGUUUUACAAUGAGGCAGGAUUGCAAGAGACGCUGGACCUCAAGUUUAUCUCGUCUGGCCCAGCCUGUAAAGUAGCAGGUGGGACUUGGCGCGGAGGAUAUGACAUUUCAGGUCACGUUUUCAUGCUCGUUCUAUCCUCAGCGUUCCUCCUCUAUGAGCUUUACAUCGCCGAUCGGCAUUCUUCACAUCCCUCGGUUUCCCCACAAGCCGCAGCGAGGUUGGCGCAUGAUUUGACCGAAGAGGAACGGAACGCUGUAGGAGGAUGGGAACCAGAGUGGAUUGCAAGAGUUCGAGUAUGGUCUCGGUAUCUUCUUUACCUUGUUGUUAUUCUCGAUCUGUGGAUGCUCAUGAUGACUGCGAUAUGGUUUCAUACCUGGCUGGAGAAAGCGAGUGGCCUCGUCCUGGCAGGCUUCACCGUUUGGGGCACCUACUUUCUCGGCGACCUUGCGGAGGGCUGGAAAGCGAUUGUUGGAGGAUUAUGA
Exophiala aquamarina CBS 119918 is the source of this 891-nucleotide messenger RNA. RefSeq lists its product as uncharacterized. Gene Ontology annotation, biological process: phospholipid biosynthetic process; lipid storage; lipid droplet organization. NCBI's taxonomy places the organism in Eukaryota, Fungi, Ascomycota, Eurotiomycetes, Chaetothyriales, Herpotrichiellaceae. The coding region runs from base 1 to 891 and encodes 296 amino acids. Gene Ontology annotation, cellular component: endoplasmic reticulum membrane. The record is from RefSeq and is a predicted model, not a curated record. The transcript has a single exon.